ACACUGGCGAACUAUUACUUGCUUCACUGAGGGCGCUCUCUGCAAAACCCUAGCAAGAAUGCUUCUCCAACCUUCUCUUCACCACCACACCAAGGUGUCUCUCUCAUCAACCCAAGCAUACUCUAUAAUUCCCCGUUUUAAUCGUCCCAAAACACUGAGUUUCCGUAAAUCCCAGGUCACAGUGACAUGCUCAAUUUCACAAAUCCAUAGCUAUGGCACUAUGGACUAUGAGAGGAGACCCGCGAUCAAAUGGAACGCUGUGUACAAAAGAAUCUCUCUCAUGGAGAAACCUGAACUGGGUGCUGCUAGUGUGUUGAACCAGUGGGAGAAAGAAGGCCAGAUGCUCUCCAAAUGGGAGCUUUGCAGGGUGGUCAAGGAGUUGAGGAAGUACAAACGCCACGAACAUGCUCUUGAGGUGUACGAGUGGAUGAACAACAGAGGUGAGAGAUUUAGAUUCUCUAGCAGUGAUGCCGCAAUUCAGUUAGACCUGAUUGCCAAAGUGCAUGGAGUUUCUAGUGCAGAAGAUUUUUUCACUAGGCUUCAUGAUUCUUUGAAGGAUAAGAGGAUAUAUGGGGCUCUUCUGAAUGCAUACGUACGGGCUACUAUCCGAGAGAAGGCAGAAUCUUUAUUUGAUGACAUGAGAAGUAAAGGUUAUGCCACCCACCAUCUUCCAUUCAAUGUGAUGAUGACUCUGUAUAUGAACCUGAAGGAGCAUGAUAAAGUUGAAUCCAUAGUUUCAGAGAUGAUGCAGAAAAACAUACAAUUGGACACAUAUUCUUAUAAUAUCUGGUUAUCAUCUUGUGGAUCACAAGGAUCUGCGGAAAGAAUGGAACAUGUAUUUGAGCAGAUGAAACAGGACAGGACCAUUAAUCCCAACUGGACAACAUUCAGCACAAUGGCUACCGUGUAUAUUAAGCUGGGACAGCUUGACAAAGCUCUGGAUUGCUUAAAGAAGGUUGAAAGUAGAAUCACAGGUCGAGAUAGGAUACCUUAUCACUACCUCUUAAGUUUAUAUGGUAGUGUUGGCAACAAAGAUGAGAUUUAUCGGGUGUGGAAUAUUUAUAAAACAAUUUUUCUUAGUGUUCCAAAUAUGGGAUAUCAUGGAAUGAUUUCUUCUCUCAUCAGGGUUGGGGAUGCUGAGGGAGCAGAAAAGAUUUAUGAGGAGUGGCUGGCCGUGAAGUCAGCUUUCGACCCUAGAAUCGCAAAUCUACUAAUGAGUUGGCACGUGAAAGAUGGAAAUCUGGAUAGAGCUGAGAGUAUUUUCAAUGAAAUGCUUGAAAUGGGAGGAAAGCCAAACUCCAUUACAUGGGAAAUACUUGCUGAAGGUCAUACUGGAGAGAGAAGAAUUUCUGAGGCUUUGUCUUGCUGGAAGGAAGCCUAUGCAGCUGUAGGAUCAAACAAAUGGAAGGCAAAGCCUGCCAGCAUUGCUGCCUUCUUCAAGCUCUGCGAGGAUGAAGCUGACAUGGAAAGUAAGGAGGCCUUGGUUGAAUUGAUGAGGCAAUCACAUGUUGGUUCGUUUGAUGGAGCUCUCAUUGGCAAUAAAGUAUCUAUAGUGAACGGCGAAACUGAUAAUGACAAUGAUGAAAUUGAGAAUGAGGAGGUGCUUCUCAAUCAGGGGCAGGGUAGUAUUUGAAAGCUUGUGGUUCUGUCUUUGCAUUGGACAAUUUUGUCUGGACCCUAAGUGCAGAAAAACUUUCUGCCAAGUGGCUUUUCCUUAACCUUGAAAGUAUUAUGAGCUUUUGAUAGACCUGUUACUAAAAUAUCCAAGAAGAGGGACAGUAAGCAAAAAAAGGGACUCGUGGCUGAGAUGAAGAGGAACACUUGUUGUGUUACUAUUAUUGGUGCAAGCUAUUAUUCUAGUAUUUUCUGUAGCUUAGGGGUGGUAGCCAGAGUAGGGGAAUUAGGUUUUGAGAGUUUGGUGAAAUUGGGAGGUCCUAUGCUCCUUGAAAGCUAGGGUUGCACAUUUUCCUUUAAUUGUCUCUGUAAUUCUAGUUUCAUUUAGUAAUAUCAGUUUGAUUUUCUCAUUAUCGUCUGUGGGUUCCUAUCAGCUUUUAAUCACUGUUGUCUGCUAAUUGUUACGCAGAAAAUGGAGGUUCUCUGUGGUUGCUAUGCAUCACAUGCUUGCUAAUAUAAAAGGCAUUGCCUUGCAGGAGAAUACCCUUGGAACUGAUGCAACUGCUAGCUUUCUUAUUUUCUCCUGUAUGGGCUUGGUAUAAGUUUUCAUAAACUUUUGUCUAGUACUUUGAGCCACGAAAUUGCAAGCUUCAUGCAUUGUGAAAUGAUUCAUAUCAUGUUACAUUAUUACCAGAUCCUGGAUUGAUUUGUAUUCUCCUAGGUUGAAAAUUCUCUUUUCAACUCCUCUGUUUCUACCCUUCCAUUUUUUGCUUGAGCGUAAAAUUUGAGAAUUAUUUUAAAAGCCGCAGGGGAUUGUUUAAAUACUAGGGCAAGAAUCAGUAAUUCUUAAUUUAUUCUUCUCAAUAAUUGUCAAUAUUGAUGGCAAUCUUUCACUGCUCUAAAUAGAGGUAUGAUGUUGCAGAUGCAUUGUCGCCUUUCGCUUCGUUUUUCUCUCAAGUCACUUGUUCGUUCAGCUAGCGCCUCCAAAGGAUUUGUAGUCAUAACUGUCUUUCUUUGGCAGAUUUGUAUACAGGAGAAUCUUCUAUGAAGGCAUCUACUUACUUUGGUGACAUGAAUCUCAAUGGGUAAUAGCCCUUUUUUAAAAUUAUCUUCAGGACCGAUGAAGGCUAUGUUGCUGAACUGUUUACAGCUACUUGACAGACAAAGCAGUCGGUGACAACAUCAGCUUGACAGAAGAUCAAGAAAAUAUCACCAGGUAGCCAAGAACAUGUGCUCCACAACCCAACAAAUCCAAAAGGCUUUGAUGGCCAUAUCUCUUCUGUCACAGCUUGAUUGGUAAAAAAACCCUAGAUUCUUGUCCAAUUAUUGUGUUGUACUAUUCAUUUUUGUUUAUUGCUGAAGAAAUUAAGUACUGUACUGUAAAGUGUCAAUAUUUUGAAGAUACAGGAACACCCACUUGCAUGCAUUGAAGAGAAAAGAACAAGUUUGAUGGAGAUUGUUCACAUGGGACAUCACAUGGGUUGGAGAAGACACUUGAAACAGACGGGCUUUAGAGUUUGAGAGUUCUUUAAGACACUAUUGACCCCUAAGAAAUGCAUGCUUUGCUCUUCUUUCACUCCAGUGAGUAAACAUGCCUCCAGCUUGGCAGAUUACUAUUUUUCAAAGAUUCCCAGCUCGGAUUUGAAUUUGGAUACUACCAAGUCGAGUAUAUCUAGUUAACCUUGGCUAAGAAACUUGAGGACACCUAAGAAGUAUUGCUGUACAAGUAAUUCUUCUGUUCCCUACAAAUUGGUUAUAUGAGUGCUUUUUUACUUUGUGUGUAAUUUUACUUGCAUAACUAGAAAUGCUGUUUUUCUGGUUUGAACUUGUAAAA
This is a messenger RNA of Tripterygium wilfordii, 3448 nucleotides long. RefSeq names its product pentatricopeptide repeat-containing protein At1g02150. Lineage: Eukaryota; Viridiplantae; Streptophyta; Magnoliopsida; Celastrales; Celastraceae. The coding region runs from base 59 to 1633 and encodes 524 amino acids. The record is from RefSeq and is a predicted model, not a curated record. The transcript is spliced from 4 exons. Gene Ontology annotation, cellular component: mitochondrion. Gene Ontology annotation, molecular function: protein binding.